Messenger RNA from Prorocentrum cordatum, 1641 nucleotides. The record is from the annotation of a GenBank genome assembly. NCBI's taxonomy places the organism in Eukaryota, Dinophyceae, Prorocentrales, Prorocentraceae.
CUGCGGGCCCUGGGCAGCGCGCUGCGGGCGGCCCCGGCGGCGCCGGAGCGGCGGCGCCCAGCGCCGCUCCCGGCCGCCCUGUCCCUGCUGUCGCUCGGGAGCGGGCGGGUCAGCGAGAGGAAGGCCGCGGACGAGAAGACGGCCGCGUCGUUCGCGCAGCGGGAUUCCGAGGUCUUCGACAGGCAGCAGGCGGUUGAGUUGAACACAAGGACUAGAGCGCGACGAGGGUUUGGAGAGGCCACGAAAGAGGGGGCGGCAGCGACGACGGAGGAUGAAGUGCAGGCGAAUGCCGCGGCGGAGGCUUUGGCGAACGACGCGGUUUUGUUCAAAGACGCGGCACAGGAGGAGGCGAAGAGCGGCAGGGUUGAGUUGAUGGCACAGGCGGAGGAGGCAGCCGAGGCUAAGGCCGCGGCUGAGGCGACGGUUAAGGCCGCGAGUGUGGCGAGGGCUGUGGCGCAGCAGGAUGCGAGGGCCGCGAAGGAAGCUGAGGCCUUGGCCCGCGCCGAGGCCGAGGCUGCGUCGAGCAAGGAGGCCAAGGCGCGCCAUGAGCUGGCGGCGCAGGUCGAGGAGGUAGCGGAGGCCCAGGCCGCGGCGGAGGCGACGGCGAAGGCUGCGAGUCUGGCAAGGGCUGCGGCGCAGGAGGAGGCGAAGGCCGCGAGUGAGGAGGUAGCGGAGGCACAGGCCAUGGCGCAGGCGACUGCGAAGGCUGCGAGUUUGGCGAGGGCCGCGUCGUUGGAGGAGGCGGAGGCCGCAAAGAGGGGGGAGGCAGUGGCGCGCGCCGAAGCCGAGGCUGCGUCGGGCGCGGUGGCCAAGGCUCAACAUGAGGCUGCGGAAUUCGCGGAGGACGCGGCGGAGGCGACGGCCGCGGCGGAGGCGACCGCAAAGGCCGCGUCUUUGGCGAAGGCUGCAGCGCAGGAGGAGGCAAGCGUCGCGCAGAGGGCAGAGGCCGAGGCCGCGGAGGCCCGGGCAGAGGCCGAGGCGGAGGUGGCAGCGGCGCGCGCCGAGGCGGAGGCUUCGGCGAGCGAGCAGGCCAGGGCGCGCGAGCAGCUCUCGGCGCAGGCAGAGCUGGUGUCGGAGGCCCAGGCCGCGGCAGAGAUGACGGUGAAGGCUGCGGCUUCGGCGAAGGCCGCGGCUUUGGAAGAGGCUGCAGCCCGCACAAAGGACGCUGCGAACUACGAGGCCAAAGCCCACUCGCUGGAGCAGCAGCUCGCUGAGCUCGACCUCGCAUGGGAGCAACGGGUGGCUGAGGCCACGCAGAAGAAUGCGGAGGAGCAGGCGCAGGUCAGGCUGCAGCUUGAAAGCCUGAAGAGAGGACGACGGAUGCCGAUGUACCGGCAGGUGCCGUACCUGCCGCCUCCCGACGCCAACGUUGUGAUCGAUGACGGCAGCGGAGCCCCACGAGGUGCGCCAAUGUCACCCUCUGUUGCCGCUGCCCCAACGCCAUGGCGCGUUGGUACACCAGGAUUUGUCCAGGCCUCAACCUUCGAGAGCAAGUUCUGGACGCUCGACCACCAGCUCUCCGACUUCUGGACCGUGGCGGUAUGGUCAUUGAUGCUUCUGUUUCCCGCCGGCUGCUGCGGGAUAUGCCUGCUCUCCAUGCGGCGCCGUCCGAGGGCGGAGGACGAGCACCUGAUGCGCUGA